Molecule: messenger RNA, 1604 nt
Organism: Drosophila arizonae
Lineage: Eukaryota; Metazoa; Arthropoda; Insecta; Diptera; Drosophilidae
Source: RefSeq, a predicted model, not a curated record
AGCCUCUGAUAGUUUUUACCCGCUUCGGCGAAUGCAGUCGAUAUUAUUUGUGAAAACGCUCUCAACACGCUCAGAUGUCCAUGUCCCAUCGAUGCAGCUCCGCUCGUUGGCCUUUGACUCCCUGUGGCAGGCAGUAAGCAACAUGUUCCAGCUGCCCGAUGUGCUAGUUCUGUGCUGCCUGUGGGGCAGCGGCCUCUCGCUGGGCUACUAUCUGAAGUCGGCCUUCGUCUACGACAAUCUGUGGCCGCACUGGUACGCCCUGAUGGCUGGCAUCGUGGUGCUGGUCCUCACUCUCGGCUGGACGGUGCGCAAGCAUAUCAAGCAGCGCUAUAGCUUCGAUCACUACUACAUCAUUUUCUACGGGCUGCUCUGCUCGCUGCUGGGCAGCUGCUUCCUGCUCAGCAAGCAGUUGGCGGUUAGCUACUACUUCAGCUUUAUUGGCUUGAGCGUGGUCUAUCUGGCCGGCUUCAGCUAUGUGAGCCUGCGCAGCGAUGCCUCGGGCCAGCGGCCGGCGCGGAUUGCCAUGGGCAAUGCUUCGCAUGCCUGCGGCCUGGCCGCCGGCUUUGUCCUCUUCAACGAGUUCGAGCCGCAGCGCUGCGGCCUCGUCGCGCUGGGCGUCAACCUGCUGCUGCUGCUGUUCGUGCUCAUCAACGAGCUGCUGCAGCAUCUGGGCGUGCACAACUACAAGCAGUCACGUGACUUGGUCUUCAAUCUGCUCAACGAGGAGCGGCUGGUCUUUCUGCCACGCCAGGCCGUGUUGGCACAGUUCGUGGACCGCCAGGACUAUCGGCUGCAGCAGAGUCGCCAAUGGCUUGUCCUGCUGCUGGGCGGACUUGUGCUGGUGCUGCAGAGCGGCUGCCUGCUGCACUCGCCCGUCCACCUGCAGCUGAUGUGGACCUCCACCAGGGGAUUCAUGCAAGACUACCAGCUGUUCACACCCUUCGCUCUAUACGCCGCCGGCUGUGCCCUGAGCGCCCUCCUCCUGCUGCGCUACACCCCAAAGCUGCUGUAUUUGCUGAUGGGCGUCAUUCAACUGACGCUGGUGGCUGCCCUGCUCUGCAUCUACAAUGAGGAUCAAUCGGAGCAUUGUUAUUUGUUCCUCUGCCUCAUCUACGCCAGCGCCGGCAUGCUGUCCACUCAGGCUCUGCACUGGCUGCUGGAGUGCUCGCCAUUCCUCUACGCCGAGCUCUCGCUCGCCGUCGGCUUUGUGCUGCAGCUGGCCGUCAUGGAGGCCAGCAAGUACGAGGUGGGCGUGGACAACGUGUGGACAGCGCUAUUGGCCAGCAGCCUCACCUACCUGCUGCUCACCUUGCUGGCCAUCGUGCUGACACUCUGGCUGCAGCCUCGCUCCGCCAGCCUCGUCGACGUUCGCAAUCGUCUGCUGGGCGUGCGACGCCUCCAUCUGCCCGCUGCCCAGACCCAGUUCUGGCACACCAAUCACUUUCUCGCCCACGACAAGCAGCCGCACGAGCUGCGGGCCGUGCAGCUGGAUAAGACGCGCGUCUUUCAACAGUUUCCAAUUAACUCCGACGCUGCCAAUGACAAAGCGAAUAAGUUUUGAGGUUCUUAGCGUUAAGAUAUUAGCAAUAUAUUGUUUACCCAAG